Spirometra erinaceieuropaei is the source of this 6091-nucleotide messenger RNA. Lineage: Eukaryota; Metazoa; Platyhelminthes; Cestoda; Diphyllobothriidea; Diphyllobothriidae. The record is from the annotation of a GenBank genome assembly.
AUGUUGAACAAUAAAGGCUGGCUUCGACGCCUAAAGUUCCACUUAGACGACGUCCCACAAGACGAACGCAGUCGUACGGUACUACAUCUAGCAGACGACCAAAUGGGCAAGGCACUGGAUGCCGGACUCACUCGCCACACCCCUUUCCGCAGACAACAGAACAACACCUCCUGGCCCAGACCACACUACCAGCCUUCACAGCGAUUUAACCGCGGCAACCGACCCUCCACGUUCUGCACGCCCUAUCGACCCCCGCCGCUUAACGCUGAACCAAGACAAUUCCGGGGAGAUAGAGAGAGUACCGAGGCAGCGAUUAUCAAGGAAGGUAACCACAUUAUUCCUGUCUGCUUUGAUUACACGUAACAUAGUUUACGGUUUUACCCGACGAUUUACCUAGACAACAAACCCAUUAAGGCUCUAGUCGACACACGUGCCACUACGUCGUUGGUUUGGGCAGAUGUAUUAGACGCGUUUGUACGGUGUAGCUCCAUUCGGGCGAUUUUGUCAAUAUCAGUGAGGAAUUGAUGGACGUCAAUGUUAUUUCUAUCGAAGAUAGCACGUAGGUAAAGUGCACCGUCGUCUGGUGACGGGUGAUGUACAAGACGCUAAGUGGCUUAACCUUGCCAGGCAAAGCGGUCACUCACCACAUCUCAAAACAGCAGACGAGUCACCCAAGACCACGUUAGGGACGGUUCGACUGCCCAUCUCCUUUCCAGCCAGCGUUAAGGAACAAGUUUUUGUCGUCACACACAAGAUGUCGUGGGACAUGAUACUCGGACUAGAUUUCCUUUCUGCACAUCACUGUUGUAUUGUGGUCAAAGACCUCAUACUAUCCUUGGGACAUAAUGCAUUGCCUAGUCACCCAACAGCCGCCGAGUUUGACGAAGAAGCCACCUGCGCGGCCAUCGCAGCGUCGGCAGCCUUACCACCCACAAGUAUAGACACGGUCUUACCCCCAGACGAUACAGUCGCUGUAACCAAAAAGGAAGAAUUGAAGUCACUCCUGACUACGUUUGGCGAUGUUUUCGCAUGGGACGAUACCUCCUUAGGUCGCACCGCUGUCAUCCGUCACAGCAUUGACACAGGCGCGUCGAAACCGCUGUGGCAACCACCACGCCGAAUUCCACCACACUUUCAAAAAGGGAUGAGUGAUCUAAUUCAAAUAAUGCUGACCACGGGGAUAAUCCGCCCCUCCAAGUCGCCCUGGGCAUCACCAGCCACAUUAGUGCCAAAAAAGACGGCAAACUCCGGUUUCAUGUAGACUACCGACGACUUAACGCAGUCACCAGUCGCGAUUCCUUUCCACUUCCACGAAUUGAUGUCACCCUCGGGACGCUAGCCCGAGCUCAAUGGUUCUCAACGUUUGACCUCGAGUCGGGUUAUUGGCAAGUAGAGGUUGAACCUAAAGACCGCCCAGCAGCUGCGUUUAUACUACCACAAGGGCUCUUCGAAUUCGAAACCAUGCCGUUCGGGCUAUGCAACGCAGCCGCAACCUUCCAACGACUGAUGCAGUCCGUCCUGGUCCACGUAUACCCUCACAGCUGUUUGAUAUACCUCGACCACGUGAUCGUGUUUGAACACACGGCCAGCAGUCCUCUCCUUUAUGGGUGAUGUCAGCCUACGUUUAAACCCACAGAAAUGCAAGUUUCUGCGCCGCACGGCCCGGCAACAUCACGCAAACCUCGCCGUAGUCCUCUCCGCUCUGCGCCAUGCCGGCCUACGUCUAAACCCACAAAAAUGCAAGUUUCUGUGCCGGAAAGUCACAUUCCUUGGUCACUAAGUCAGCCCACAAGGCGCACAGGAGAAAGUAAAGGCUGUCAGAUCAAGGACCACGUCGAAGACUCCAACAGAAGUCAGAGGCGUUCUCGGCCUAGUACGAGCGGUAGAAUCGAUUCAUCCAUCAGAGCCACAGAGUUCUAUUCACAGUCUUCUCUGUCAAGCUCUUCUUCCAAGGUUGUCAACAUAUGAGUCAAGAAAGCAGACAGCGUAAGAGCAUCUGGUCCAUCAUCACCAGCGCCUAGUUUCAGAGCGUUACGUCAUUUAGGGAAACACACUUCCGUAGAAAAUAAAAAAAGUAACCGACAGAGAAAAAUGUCUUAUUAUUCAGGGGCUCCCUAAACCAAGUGCAAAUACUCCCAAGGAGCGGGUUUCGGAAGACCUAUCACCCUUUCAAGGUCUUCUCAAUAAUAUUUUGGAACGCACAGAGGCUACUGAAGUGAGUAAAGCCUUCCGCCUUGGAGAACGUGCAGAUAAUCCAUUCAGUGUCGAUUCGUCCCUGGCCUCUUAAACUUGUGCUAGCCAGCAGCGAACAAGCCGGUCUCAUUCACCCCAGGCGAUUUAGGAUUUAAGGCUCCAAACCCAGGUGUUUUUUUCAAACGGAUUACUCGUCAGCGGAACGGCUGAAACGUCGUCAACCAGUUCUAGAACUUAGCAAGAGGCUCAGCGAGGGGGAGGACAAUUUAGUUGUAUACAACACCCAAGUACGGGGGCGUCCGUCACUCUUUCUUUGGGCAGGUCCGGUCCGAAUGACUGCUCAGCCGACAUAUUAAGUGAAGGCGCUAGCCAAACUGUAUCCACAUCUUCCGUCAGCCGGAAAUUGAAAUUCUUCUACACCAACGUGCAGAGUUUGCUAUCAAAGUUCGACGAGCUGAAGAUCAACCUCUGCGAUCUAUCCUCUUCAUAGAGGCGGGCUUCUGAAACUGAGGCGCCAUUUUUUGUUUUUUCCCUCCAAUCACGUGAACACUUAUUAAUCGCAUACCCCAGGCUUAUUCCUUUGCUUUAAUUGAUCUAUUCCUAUGAGGUCGUCUUUACAGUACGCGAGUCCCUUUUUAAAGGAUCUUAAACCCUGCGAAAUUUCUGCAUCGAUUUUUCCGCCUCCUGAUCAUGACUCUAGUUGUUGCACUUUGUGGCCAAUUUGUCGUUUCUGCGAUUGUCCUGCGUUGGCGUUAUCACGCUUCCAAACGCAACGUACUCACCGUGCCAGCAGCAGUUACACUCUGACAACUUGUCCUGUUUCUCGUCCUUCCUCGUUGGCCUUCCCACGCUCGUAUCAGCAAAGGCCAAUAUUUCUAAAGCAACAUCGCUGUGGAUGGCAAGUUGCGCUUAAACGCCAGCCUAAAAACAAGUUGUCAAUCCCGGGUUUUCUUCCGACUAACUGUCAAUCGAUAUUUAACAAAGCCCAUGAUUUGGAAUUACUUCUGUCAACCAAAGAACAUGGCAAAACAGGAGUAAUUUGCCUUCAGGAGACGUGGUUGAAUAGCCAUAUUGACUCGGAACUAAUCACUCCUUCGUCAUUUUGUUGUUUUCGAAAUGAUAGACCAUCUCCAACAGGCAGUAGAGGUGGAGGAGUGGCCAUUUUGUCAAUCAAGACUGGUGUAUAAAUUGUAAGCCCCUGUUUUCAUAUUCUGGUGAUUAAAUUGAUGUCAUUGCUGUUAUCUGUAAGCCCUAUUUGUUAAAUAGUUUUAAGGAUAUCAUAUUUGUCAGUAUUUACAUCCCCACUUCCACAAAUGAAGGCUCUCUGGGCCGUUUUUUGACUUCCUCACACAAGAACCUGCUUCAUUAUCCUCAGACCAUCUUAUUCUUUUGUGCAGUGAUUUUAACCGUGUGAGCUUUCGGCCCAUUACCCUUCUGGGUUUUGAUGACCUUGUUUCAUUCAAUACACGGGCUGAUGCCCCUCUUGAUCACAUCUUGACCAAUUACCCAAAGCUUUUUUGUAUUAAAAAUAGAGCUCCACUCUCCGGGUCUGAUCACUCAGUGCUACUAGGACUUCCAAAAGUCUAUUCCACCUCUAAGCGUCAACUGCUUACAAAACCCGAGAGGAAAAUUACUGUUCGAGACACAUCCGUAGAUAAGAUCCACUUACUGCAGAGUUCAAUUACUAGUACCAUCCCAACUUUUCUAGCACUACAAAAUUCUGAAUUAUGCUCUAAUUAUCUUACGUUAUUUUUGAAUCACAUUUUUGAUAUUUGUUGUCCCCGUGAAACUGUUAUGGUCAGGCUUGACAGAAUCUCCUCACCAUACCUUAAACACUUGAGACGUCGCAAAGAAGACUUCUACAAACUAGGUCAGCGUGACAAGGUGAAGGAUAUCAAUGUUUUAAUAAAGAACGAAAUUGCCAGACUUGACGGUUUAUUCGUUAGUCAACUUUUUUCUACUUCAUCCACCCCCUCCUCUCCUUUUCCUUCUGCUGAACUGUGGAGGAAUCUCAAGCGUCUCACUGGUCAACAUAAUAUACUUGAACCCAUUGAUGUAGAUUUAAACUCUUUAAAUCGAAAUUUUAUCUGUACUUCUAACGACUCCCAUUCUCGCCAAAACGAAAUUUACCUACCACCAUGCGACUUUACUCCUGUGACAACAGUGGAACAACAUCUCAGAAAGGUUCGCGGGUCAACGGCGGCUGGGCCGGACGGUGUCUCUCCUUUCCUCCUUAAGUCUUGCUGUUCGCAGAUAGCUCCCGUCUUGACCCACCUUAUUGAUCCAAGAUUCCUGACGCCUGGCGUACAGUAAGAAUUACUCCAAUCCCUAAAAAAUCUUUAACUUUUGCUCCUAAAUCUUUCCGUCCUAUUGCCUGCUCUUCCGUACUCCUGAAACUUACUGAACGAGAUGCAUUAGAUUCCCUUAAGUACUCCUCCGUCAAUUUUUCUGAUCCUCUACAAUUUGCAUACAAGGCAAAGCGUAGCACCUUGAAUGCUGUUGCUCUAGUUGUUCAUUCAGCUUUGAGAGACUUAGACAAGGGAUGCCGUGCAUAUGCAUGUGCUUUUCUCGACUACUCAUCCGCCUUCAACACUAUUCCGCGCCAACUCCUCCUGACCAAAGCAGCUGCGUGUGACGCUCCGAACUGGGUUGUCUCUUGGCUUAGAGAUUAUUUUUCCUUCCACACAGUUUGUCCAGUCGGGAAAAAGAAAAUCUUCUAUUCUUCCAAAUAACUGUGGAGUUUUACAAGGUUCCAUCUUAUCCCCUCAUCUUUUCUCUCUACAUACUAAUGAUUUGAGAUCGCCAAACGACUGCCUGUAUGGUAAGUAUGCCGAUGACAUGGUCGUAGGCCACCCACUCAAAAACCUGACUCACCUACGGUCUUUAAAGGAUGGCUUAGAUCACGUCUCCGCAUGGUCCUUAAUCUGGCGAUUCAUAGAUGGCUGUAUUCUUCCACUCAUUCUUUAUUGUUCUCUAGUUAUUUUUCCAGCUUUACUUAAAAAAGAUCUUAUUAUUUUUAAACGUGUCAUUCGAAUGCUCGCCUCUGCUGCUGGUGUUUCCUAUCAUAUUUUAGUUGAUAUCAUCGUGCAGCGACACUUCAAUACGGUGGAGCAAUUUGCUGACCGAAUUCUGAAUGACACCGUCCAUCCCCUUCAUAAUGAGUUAAUGGCUGCGAAAUCCUUACGCCCUAUGCGUCGAUGCUUCCGCCACAUCCCUUGUCGCACUUCGGUUUAUCAGAAUUCCAUACUGCCAUUUCUAGCCUGGUACCUCACCUGCAAAGAUGCUGAAAAACAAAAGCUAAAACUCGAUCUUGCACCUUAAAGUCCUUUUUUCUUCAUAUAUAAUUAUGCCCAUCCGUCCAAUAACUGUUAAUCUCUAUGGUAAUCACUGUGUACUGGAGAACCAAUUUUGGUGAAAGUUUUGAAUGUUAUUUUCAAAAUAAGGCAUUCCUCUCUCUCUCAAAACAGAAACCUGGUUCACCCAACACGUGGACGACCGCGAGUUGGCCUUGCCUGGCUACCCGAUGUUUAGAAGGGAUAGGGACGGGCGUCAGGGAGGUGUAAUCACGCAUGUGAAAAAUGGGAUAAAGGUACCAGACAAAAACGAUAAAUUUUCGAGCAGUUCUGAGGCAAUCUGGCUGUCUAUUAAAGUGCCGAGCUCGCCUAGCCUCGAUGUCCUGACAGUUUAUCGACCGCCGAGACGGGACAACAUGGCCGACGCUCGCCUGCUGGAGGAGCACGAAAAGUUCGCUACGCGACCGGAUAUCCUGAUCAGGGACGACUUUACCGUGCCUGGUAUUGACUGGAGCACGACCCAUGCAAAUAGCUCAGAACAGACCCUCGAUGGGAGUGUUCUGAACACGACACUGAAGUUAUUUCUCACUCGCCAACUGCCUUGA